CUCGAUAAUGUCGUACUAUAUCUCGGGGAAUUGUAUUAUGAUUAUCACUGACGGUAUAUGAGGCCGCUAUGACGGGUACCUGGACUUAUCUGGUCGUCCUCCUGGUGAUCUGGACUAGCUCAAAAUAUUCUGCUGCCAUACGAUGUUUGAGCUGUAAUGACGUCAUACAACCACGUCACUGUUCCGUUAUCAAACACUGCCCGGAUGGAGAUAGUUGUGUGACUGAGGCCUACCGAAAUGAGAACGGAGAAUACCUAUUCAACCUCGGCUGUAUGUCUGCACAGAGGUGUGCAUUGAUCAACACUACCCGGAGUGCUGGUACAAUCGGGAAAGACGUCCAGUCGUUGUGUACAGACUGUUGCCAUGGUGACCUGUGUAACGCUGCCGGAUGUAGGACGGAGGGAUUUCCAAGUCGAAGAGGACCAGUAUGUUUAGAUUGCCAACAGUCACGUGAUCCGUCUACCUGUGACGUCAUUACAGUUUGUCUCGAGGGCGAGCUUUGUCAUGUUGAGGAAACACACCAAUUUGGAGAUGUAUUUUAUAAAACGGGCUGUCUGCGGAAUUUUGAAUGCGCUAUUCCGCCUGUAUAUAACCCCGUGGAGGUAGGUAGAAGGGCUAUUCGACGUCGUAGCUGUUUCUUCUGCUGUCAGGAUGACCUUUGUAACACCAAAUGCACCAAUACUUCGUCCCAUCCUCAAACAUGCGAAGAUAAGUCUCCAGAUUGUGCCUUCUAUAGCAACCAUCUACAUAUAUGUAACGAUGUAGAUGCGGCCAAAAGGAUGGGAUGUUACAAAACAUGCAAUUUGUGUGGUGUCACUGCAAUCACAUCAGGAUUAUCAACUGUAUCCUCUACACCAAUGCAUCAGGGUAAUGUCAUGACAUCGACUGUACCAUUAACUAUUACGACAACAAUACCGACAACAAUACCGACAACAGUACACCUUGCUCCAUCGACGAGGGUGACGACAACGCAGGCGCCUCCAAGCCAUGGUUUCACAGGAAAGGAGUAUUUCAUUAUGUUCAUGGAGAAUUUCUCAUAUAUUUACUCCCUCACCAAACUGUUUGGAAUUAUGACGGUUUCGUCGCCAAAUACAGAAAUACAAGUGAUCACUCAUGAUAGUUCGACGUCAAAUAUCGUCUCCGGUCCCGUCUACAAUAUCAACAUAGAUGCCAAUAUGACAAUGAGGAGGAAUGGCAAGACAACCAAAGGGAUUAUUGUAGCUUCAAAUACUACCACAUCCGUUACAGCAUUCAAUAUAAAUAACCUGGGUCUAAUGGAAGGCUUUCACGUCUUACCGAUCGAGGCACUUGGAACGUCUUAUAUCGUUGGAACACUGAAACCACUAAACCUGACCGGAUCUUCAUUUGCUGUAGGAGCGCCGCACGACAACACAGUGGUCAAUAUUACACUAAGCACAUCCGCUGUGUCUGUACCUGGUCAGUAUCACAGAGAUGGGGAUACAAUUACUGUCGUUCUGGACAAACUGGACACUUUUUAUAUAGAGGCGAAGGCUGGUCAUGAUGACCUGACAGGUACGCGUAUCGAGAGUGAUAAACCUGUAGCCGUGAUUUCGGGUAAUCUGUGUUCGAAUGGAGAACAAAAGUGUAAUCAUCUUGUGGAGUAUCUACCUCCUGUGUCCAAAUGGGGGUCAAAAUUCAUGGUCCCGCCGAUUGCUGGUAGUAAUAGUGGCAUCAUAAGGAUAAUGGCAUCAGUGAACGACACGAGUGUGCAUGUUUCUGCUACAGAUUUCAACAAAACAUAUACAGUCUCAAAUUUUAUCGAUGUAGACAUGAACACUUCGUUGCCUUACGCCAUAUCUAGUGAUAAACCUAUACUAGUUCUGUUGUUUCCUGUGGCAGCAUCUAUCGCGAUGACAAUAGUUCCUUCUAUCGACCAAUUCUCACACGAAUCUGUGUUGGUAGCGCCCCCUACUGGAGACCCGAUGCCCUUUCAGAACUACCUUGUAAUCAGUAUACGUGUUUCUGAUAUGUCCGGUCUAGAGAUCCACUCAUCUGACGGAGGAGACCUACCUCUUGUUGCCAGCACGAAUUUUCCGGAUAUUGACGGCGAGAUGUUUAGUUUCAUGACAGUUUCAUGUAACAAAAACCAGACGUGUUCUGUCCAGCAUACAAACAAGAACGCAGUGUUUAGUGUUAUUGUGUAUGGUAGAACAGCAACGGAAAUGUAUGCAUAUCCCGCAAAUAUCAUGUUGUGAAUAAAAUUGAGUUUAGAACA
Messenger RNA from Pecten maximus, 2236 nucleotides. RefSeq names its product IgGFc-binding protein-like. NCBI's taxonomy places the organism in Eukaryota, Metazoa, Mollusca, Bivalvia, Pectinida, Pectinidae. Bases 69 to 2216 code for a protein of 715 amino acids. The record is from RefSeq and is a predicted model, not a curated record. The transcript is spliced from 13 exons.